UCCUCUCAACCCUUCUUCAAUCUCAACAAUACACACACAUACAUACAUACAUACCCUUCUAGAGAUUUCAAUCAGAUCCAAACCCAGAUCGAUCAACAUGGGAACAACAUCUAUUCGAUACGAUGGUGGUUUGAAUCUCAAAGCCACUGAGCUCACUCUUGGCCUUCCUGGCAGAGAAGAGCCUGAGAGAAACAACAAGAGAUCUUCUCCCAUGACGGCGCCGGAGGAUGCCGGAUCAAAGACCAGUUCAGAAAUCAAGGACGGUGGAGGAGUCGACAGUGCAGUUACCCCCUCAGCUCCCAAGGCUCAAGUGGUGGGAUGGCCACCGGUGAGAUCUAACAGGAAGAACAGUUUUCAAGUGAAGAAGGUGGGAGAGAUAACAGAUGAAAGUGGGAUCUAUGUUAAAGUGAGCAUGGAUGGAGCUCCUUAUUUGAGGAAGAUUGAUUUGAAGUUGUAUAAUGGAUACCCAGAUCUGUGGAAGGCUUUGGAGAACAUGUUUAAGAUCACAAUAGGUUUUUACUCUGAAAGGGAAGGAUACAAGGGAUCUGAAUAUGCUCCUACUUAUGAAGACAAAGAUGGAGACUGGAUGCUUGUUGGAGAUGUUCCAUGGGAAAUGUUCAUGUCAUCAUGCAAGAGACUGAGAAUCAUGAAAGGAUCCGAGGCCAAGGGUUUGGGUUGUGUUGUUUGAUUAUAUCACAUGGGAAAGAAAGAAAGAAAGAGAAGACUAGAAUUUCUGUCUCUUAGGUUGGGUUUGUCAACACAAAUUUAGAUUUUUGGAUUAUGGGACUACAAUGUGUAAGAAAGGGGAAUGAAUGCUUUUUGUUUGUUUUCAUCAUAUUUUGUGUUUGUGUGUAGUAGUAAGUAAUUAAUCCCUCUUUUUCACUAAAACAAACAGCAGACAAAUUAUUAUUAUUAUAUAUAUUUUAUUUAUGCUUCUUCUUUA
Impatiens glandulifera is the source of this 943-nucleotide messenger RNA. Its product is annotated as auxin-induced protein 22D-like. Lineage: Eukaryota; Viridiplantae; Streptophyta; Magnoliopsida; Ericales; Balsaminaceae. The record is from RefSeq and is a predicted model, not a curated record. Gene Ontology annotation, biological process: regulation of DNA-templated transcription. The transcript is spliced from 3 exons. Bases 98 to 688 code for a protein of 196 amino acids. Gene Ontology annotation, molecular function: protein binding. Gene Ontology annotation, cellular component: nucleus.